Messenger RNA from Malus domestica (apple), 2054 nucleotides. RefSeq names its product AAA-ATPase At2g46620-like. Gene Ontology annotation, molecular function: ATP binding; ATP hydrolysis activity. The record is from RefSeq and is a predicted model, not a curated record. Lineage: Eukaryota; Viridiplantae; Streptophyta; Magnoliopsida; Rosales; Rosaceae.
UCACCCAACAUUAAUUUGCCGGCUCAAGCCAUCUCCAUACAUUAUUCCCCCAACCCAAACCCAUUAAAUUCCUCCUCCAAACAUUAUUCUCAAUCUCCACCCAUCACCUCCACUCCUCUAUCUCUCUUUGAUUUCAUCAAAUCAUGUUCAACCCAAUAUCACGAGGAACAAAUUUUAGCGACCCCAAAUUUAGCCUUGAAUUCAGCUGAUUUGAGCAUCGGAGGCUCUUUAGUUAGUAACAUACCAUCCACCUUCGUCCACAAAGUCAUUGCGUUUUUAGCAACGCAAAAUCUAAGCUAGAAUCUCCGUCAAUUUGUUUAAUUACUCUAUACGUAACUAACUUAAGCAUCGAAAAUUCUUCAACAAGUACCGCUAGCACGUCGGGUGCUACAAUCCUUACCGUGGUGGGCUAGCUAGCUCGGUUUCGGGUUAAUUGUUCGUUUAUCAUGGGCGGAUUCAUGGCAUUUUUCUAUUUCUUGCUCUUUGCUGUUUCUUUGGUUCUGGUUCUCCGGUUCAUGUCCAAAACAUCUCUGGUUCACAAAUUAACAAAAUUAUGGGAAUCCUUGGCGGACCGGUUCAGAGUCUACCAGUUUUACAAAAUCCCGCAGUUCAACGAGCACUUCCAAGAGAACCAGCUCUACGGCAAAAUCUCCGUCUACCUCGACUCCCUCCCUUCCAUCGAGGAUUCUGACUUCACCAACCUCUUCACCGGCGCCAAAUCCAACGACAUCGUCUUCCGGCACGACGCAAACAACUCCGCCGUCCACGACACCUUCCUCAGCGCCAAGCUCUCUUGGACUAUUCAGAAAUCCCAGUCCGACGGAAUCCGGUCCUUCGUUUUGAAAAUCAACCGGUCCGACAAGCGCCGCGUGUUCCGCCAGUACUUCCAGCACAUUCUUACCGUCGCCGAUGAAAUCGAGCAGCGGAACAGAGAUAUCAAGCUCUACAUGAACCUCUCCCGUGAAAACGAACGGUGGCGAUCGGUACCGUUCACGCACCCCGCCACCUUCGACACCGUCGUGAUGGACGCCGAGCUGAAGAAUAAAGUCCGGUCCGAUCUUGAGAAUUUCUCGAAAUCGAAGCAGUAUUAUCACCGACUAGGCCGAGUUUGGAAGCGGAGCUUUUUGCUCUACGGCCCCUCCGGCACCGGAAAAACCAGCUUCGUCGCCGCCAUGGCGAGGUUCUUGAGCUACGACGUGUACGACGUCGACAUGUCCAAGGUCACCGACGACUCCGAUUUGAAAAUGCUUCUCCUCCAAACGACGCCGAAGUCGCUGAUCGUGGUGGAGGAUCUGGACCGUUUCUUGACGGAGAAAUCCACGGCUGUGAGCUUGUCCGGGCUGUUGAAUUUUAUGGACGGGAUAGUGUCAUCGUGCGGUGAGGAGCGCGUCUUGGUUUUCACGAUGAACGGUAAGGAUCAGGUGGACCAGUUGGUUUUGAGGCCGGGUCGGGUUGAUGUCCACAUCCAUUUUCCACUCUGCGAUUUUUUCGCUUUCAAGAGCUUGGCCAGCACUUACCUCGGGCUCAAGGAACACAAGCUGUUCCCGCAGGUGGAGGAGAUUUUCCACAGCGGAGCGAGUCUUAGCCCGGCGGAGAUAGGCGAGAUUAUGAUUUCGAAUCGGAGCUCGCCGAGUCGGGCUUUGAAGUCGGUUAUCUCGGCGUUGCAGACGAAUGUGGAUAGUAUGAAGGGAGCGAACAAAGUGGGGCAAACGUUGUCCAAUAGUUCGUCGGGUCGGUCCGUCGACGAGUCGGGCGAACCCAGCGCCGUUUUUUGCCGGGAAAGUGUUCACACGGUGAGGGAGUUCAGGAAAUUGUACGGUCUUUUGAGAAUGGGGAGUCGGAGGAAGGAAGAGCCGCCGCUGGAUUCGAGUUCGGUGAAUUUGUAAUUUCAUGGCAUGAAAGGGUGAAUUUGUAAUUUCAUAGUGUUUAUAUAUUUUUUGAAAUUCAAUUAUUUAGUCCCAUUGUAAAAUGAACGAAGAACUCUCAAAAUUCAUCGUGUUUGAAUCACAGAAUUUUGUGUUUAUUGCCGUUUAUAUUAUAAAUCACAUUAUAAA